GAAACACCUCUUCCUGUACACAUACUACUAAACCAUUUUUUACAACGAAAAAACUAUUAAGAAAAUCGAAGUAACAAACGUAAACUGGCAAUAGUUACAUAAUACAGUUGCCAAUUCGCCAGUUUAGCACUGACUGCACAGGCACCCAUCAGCACAGUAACUAAGGAGAGCUGUUGCAAACACACGUUCCAAAAGGAAUUGUGAAGAUGAACAUUUCGGUGAAUGAUUCCCUGGAAACACUUUGGUCAAAUGAAUGGGCAAGAAGAAGCAUUGUUAUAUGUAUUGGAUUCGGAGUCAUAAUUUGUGUUAGAAAAUUCUUUCAAAACAGAAAAAGGGCUAAGUUAAGAGCUGACUGGAAUGCUGCAGGCAAGGAUGUUGUGGUUCUUCAUCAAUUUUGGCGUGGCAAAUAUUGCCCCAAUAUGAGUCCAUAUGUUUUGAAAGUGGAAUGUUUUAUGCGUUUGGCUGGAAUCAAGUAUAUUACUGACACCCAAGAGCCUUUUGGAGCAAGAGGUUUGUGCCCUUGGAUCACUCUGAAUGGAGAAGACAUUGAGGACUCCCAGCAUAUAGUUGAACGUUUGACGGAGCAGUUUAAUGUCAAACUUGACGACCACCUCACACCAGAGAGGAAGGCAACUCUUGAAGCUAUAAGAAUCAUGUUGGAAGAACACAUGUUCUGGAUUUUGUUCAUGUAUAGGUAUUACCAUACCAACUGCAAGGUAUUUAAGAAAACUCAAGUAUUCCCAACCUGGUUUCUGCAUUACUAUUUUCCAAUAUUCAUCUACUACUACUCACAAAAGCGAGGAAGAGCACAAGGUAUUGCCAGACAUACAUUCGCAGAACAGGUCAAGAUGACUGAGAAAAAUAUGGAAAUCCUUAAUACACUUCUAGGUGAAGGCCAGUAUUUUGGUGGUGACAAGCCCUGUUCAACUGACUGCAUUGUUUUUGGAUUUUUGGCUCAGGGCAUGUGGAAUGACACAGACUCGCCCUUUGAGACGCUUAUCAAAGUUACAUAUCCAAAGCUAGCCGCUUACAGCAUCAGGAUGAAGGAGCAUAUAUAUCCUGACUGGAAGAAGCUGUUAAAUCCACCUCAAGAAUAAAGGUUUAGAAAAUGUAAUAGCAAUAACAAUAGUAUGUCUGUAUGUCUGUCAUUCUGUAGGCCACAAUCUAGAUAACUGAGAAAGAUGAUGGCUUUGGACUUUUCCCAUGUAGUUAAGGAUUUUCCUUAGAGUGCAGAAUUUUGUGAAUAAUGACUAUACUAAUAGUAAAUGGACACUGUUUGUGUAAUAGUACACAAACAAGGCACUGUAGCUUCACUUACAUAGCCAGCAGUACAGUAAGGGUAGGCACACACAUACAACUUUGAUUUUUUAUCUAUUUAUUUAUUAUCAUUUUAUUUAGUUAUUUAGUUAUUUGUUUAUUUAUUUAAUUAUUAUUUUUUUUACCAUUACAAAAAAUAAGUGCACGCAUAUCCAGAUUAUAGAGUUGGCUGACGGAAUACUUGGUGAGCUGCUUGAACAAACCCAAAAUGAACUAGCCAAUAAGUUUGUUCACAGAAAGUUUGGGUGUGUGGCUGUGUGCUUGGAUUGGCCAUCACCUUUAUAUUUUUCAUUUGCCUGAUAAAUAGUUGAUAGUUUGAAAGAGCAUUUAUGGUUGUAGGAUCAUAAGGGUAGAGUCUGCCAGUAGGAAAAGAAUGGCUUAAUAAUAUAUCAAUAUAAGAAGCAUUAAACUUCAAGUGAAUAUUAUGAAA
Molecule: messenger RNA, 1747 nt
Organism: Penaeus indicus
Lineage: Eukaryota; Metazoa; Arthropoda; Malacostraca; Decapoda; Penaeidae
Product: failed axon connections-like
Exons: 7
Coding region: 207-1097 (296 amino acids)
Cellular component (GO): cytoplasm
Source: RefSeq, a predicted model, not a curated record